CCAUCGUCAUCCACAGUCCUCAGUCGUUUGCUGGUUGAACGUUGAAAUCUGAGCCAAAUUCCAGAACAUGCUGCAACCAAGUUUCCCAUCCGCCAUUCCAUCUCACCCCCCUCACUCGUCCGGCUCAUCGUCUUUCGAUAUAAAGCGCCAUACACGAACCAAAGAACUCCAGUUUCUGAGGAAAUAUGGCCAUCGACACCACUCUUAUGAUAACGAGAAGGCCCCUUAUCCACUGUCAUACGAUAAGCACGUCCUCGAAAUGGAAGCUCUUGAUAACCGACUGACCCAGCACCUACGAGGAUCUUCAUCAUUCGUAAACUUUGACGAGUCUCCGGCUAGAGUUCUGGAUCUCGGCUGCGGGACGGGAACUUGGGUUGUCGAUGCAGCAAAGGAAUGGCCCAACGCUGAAUUCGUCGGGUUCGACCUCGUCAAUGUUCAAGUCCCUCUCAAGUUGUUGGACCCUUCGAUUGCGAAACGGAUAACAUGGAGACAUGGCAACUUGUAUGUCCGCAACCGUGUCUUUGUUGGUGCCAGAAAUGAUGACGGGAUGACGGGGGACCAGUUUAACCACGAAGCUUCCAUUCGAGGACGACGAAUUCGACUUUGUGCACAUACGCUCCAUCUCCAAGGGUGUCCCAGAGAGCAAGGUUGGCUCCUCAGAAUUUCCUUUCACCUCCAUUCUGACCAAUUACCUAGUGGGACGUCCUCUUCGAGGUCUGGUCCAUUCCUAGUCUUUUCUCAAUGUGUUGGCUCAAUUCCUCAUAGGAAAUCAAUCGAGUUCUGCUGCCCGGAGGUGCUGUUGAAAUCGUUGAAGAAGAUCUCAUCUUUCCUGUACUUCCCCGCUGGUUUACGGGGGCUCUGCGCUCAAGGUCACGACGGCCUUCUACCCCCACGGAUAUCAACGGGAAUCCCGUGGCAGACAUACCCCCUCAUGAUCACGCCCUACUUGAAUCUCUCAUGA
This is a messenger RNA of Coprinopsis cinerea okayama7#130, 961 nucleotides long. RefSeq lists its product as hypothetical. The coding region runs from base 68 to 961 and encodes 297 amino acids. The transcript has 5 exons. Lineage: Eukaryota; Fungi; Basidiomycota; Agaricomycetes; Agaricales; Psathyrellaceae. The record is from RefSeq and is a predicted model, not a curated record.